This is a messenger RNA of Periophthalmus magnuspinnatus, 2020 nucleotides long. It is a transcript of the gene ubxn6, whose product is annotated as UBX domain protein 6. Gene Ontology annotation, molecular function: protein binding. Bases 555 to 1856 code for a protein of 433 amino acids. The transcript is spliced from 11 exons. The record is from RefSeq and is a predicted model, not a curated record. Gene Ontology annotation, cellular component: cytoplasm. NCBI's taxonomy places the organism in Eukaryota, Metazoa, Chordata, Actinopteri, Gobiiformes, Gobiidae.
UCCUCUUCCUCUCUGCUUCAGGCUGUGUAGGAAAUGAAUGAGAGCUGCUCGCUCAAGUCGCUCGUGGUGUGAGCGCGGUUAGGCGUUCAGUGGCCCUCGUUAAAAUCCCUAUCGCCGUAAAACCAUGCGCCUAAAAGGCUAAAAGACAAUACAUUUUAUGAACCCAUAAACACUGUGUUUAUGCCUAUGUUUUAUAUACAAUUAUGCACGGUUUCAGAUCCUUUAUUAGAAGAUCACAACAAUCCACUUGCAAAUACAAAUUUUAUUGAACACAUUGAGCUUUAUUAGAUGGGGUGCGAUUAUUGGUGUGAUGUAAGGAUAGUCUGCCAAUUACGUUGCAGUUUCAUUUGUAAAAUAAAUAAGGUCACAAACAUUACAAUUUGUAAGAUUUUUGUGUAAAUCUGGCUUUUCUUCGUGCUUCCGCCAGAGGGCACUGAUGCAGAGCACAGAGGAGCGGAAGCAGUUUGAUCACAGCUGACACUUUUUGUUUUGAUGUCUGCGGCUGUGUUCGCCUCUUCUCAAAGAGCUGUUUAUACUGUCAUAGUUACAGGACGAUGAAGAAGUUUUUUGAAGACAUUAAAAAGGACAUAAAGUUUAAGUCUGCCGGGGCUGGUAAGAAGCUGACAGAGGAAACCAGACCCGAGCCUGUUCUCAGCAGCACCACCAGACCGCGUCAUGCACCCAGUGAAGGAGCCCAGAGAGCGGGGGCAGCCGCUCUAGCCCGCAUUGAACAGCAGCACAAGCCCAAGGUGCACACUUCUCAUGAUGCCAUUAGAAACCAAGUAAAAAGAGAAUUGGAGGCUGAAGCUGUUGCACUGGCUGAAAAAGAAAAGCCAAAUCUUGCAGAGGGAUCACAAGUAAAAGACCCUUCCAGUCUGUCAGUGUCUGGUGUAUAUUUCACUUGCCCUUUGACCGGAGCCACUUUAACCAAGAGUGAAAGGGAGGUUCACAUAAAAGAAGCAAUUUUUAUGCGUUUUGAGGAGGAUGCAGUGGAGGCCUCUGUUAUGAUGAUGCACACAUUCAGCAAAGACAGAGAUAAAGUGAAGGCUGCUGUUGACAUCAUAAGCAAGUAUGUUGACAACAUUUGUAAAAAUCCAUCAGAAGAAAAAUACAGGAAAAUUAAACUCUCCAACAAGGUUUUCCAGGAGAAAGUGCGGUGUGUUGAAGGGAGUAGAGAAUUUCUUGAGGCACUUGGUUUUAUAAGCACUAUGCUUCCUGUAGAAGGUCAAGAGGAGGAAGAAGAGUUCUUGGUGCUGCCGGAGCAGAGCCCUGAUGACCUGGAGCUGAUGAAGGAGAGAAGGGACCGUCUUCAGAGAGGAGAGCCAGUCAGAGCUGUGCUUGACCGGCAACCUCAGGCCCUCAGACCAUCACUCAAUGCUCAGCGCUUUGAGCUUCCUCCAGAGUUCUACAACCUCUCAGCUGAGGAGCUCAAAAAGGAGCAGCAGCAGCGGAGUGAUUUAGUGGAAAAGCACUCAAUGUUGCGGACUAAGGCAAUGAGGGAGAAAGAUGAACAGAGAGAGAGACGAAAAUACAACUACACUUUGCUGAGAAUCAGGCUGCCUGAUGGAAACCUGCUACAAGGAACCUUUUAUGCCUGGGACCGCCUCAUUACAUUAUAUAGUUUUGUGAGAGAGUCUCUGGUGGACGGUUGGCAGCCAUUUGAAUUGAUUGCUCCUGGAGGCCAGAAACUACAAGAGUCGGAGGAGGUGGCUCUCGCAGAGUGCAACUUGGUGCCUGCUGCCUUGCUCACCUUUACCUGGGAUGCAGCUGUGCAGGCGGAUAUUGCAGCCGCAGGAGGAAAAAGUCCUGCUCUGCUGAAACCAGAGCUUCUUGAAAACAUUCAGACCCUGAGCUGAGCGCAAACACUGAUUUCAAACUUAAUGUCACAAAAUGACUUGUGGCACUUUCUUUACACGAAACAGUAGCAGGCAAACCAGAAGCAUCGUUAACUGUAUUUGAGCCCAGUCCUGCCCUGAUUUGUGGGCAGAAUUCUACUGUACAUACUUCAUCUGGAGCGUGU